This is a messenger RNA of Onthophagus taurus, 3357 nucleotides long. RefSeq names its product exosome RNA helicase Mtr4 (gene Mtr4). The record is from RefSeq and is a predicted model, not a curated record. Gene Ontology annotation, biological process: maturation of 5.8S rRNA; RNA catabolic process. Gene Ontology annotation, molecular function: RNA binding; ATP binding; RNA helicase activity. Gene Ontology annotation, cellular component: nucleus. Lineage: Eukaryota; Metazoa; Arthropoda; Insecta; Coleoptera; Scarabaeidae.
AUAAGAGAGAAAGAGAAGGAACUAGACAAAAUGCCAUGUUGAAAUUUUUUUGCUUCCUGUCUCUCAACUCAACCCGUCUCAACCGUUAGUUCGUUGCUUUCGAAGACGUGUUUUACUUUUCCCACCAUUCCCGUUUUCGUUCCCUUUUAUUAAUUGGAAUCGGUUCGUAUGUUUGAUCAAUGGCUGAAAACGUAGACGAAUUGUUCGAGUGCUUCGAUGAGAAACCUACCGCCAAACGAUUAAAAACCGUUGAAAUUGAUGAAGAUGAAGACAAGGGUGAUGGUAAACCCGCCAGCACCAGCAAAAGUACCGUUGAUUGCGGACCUGGAAGCAGCGAGGGCGUUAAAAGAGAAGGGGAUGAUGUUGAAAAUGUCGUUAUUAAACGGACCAAAAUCGAAGAUGAUCUUACGUUGGAUGAAAUUAAUUUUGAUGAAUUUGACAAUAGGAUUGUUGUUCAUACCAUCGAAUCAUUAGAAUCAUGUACACACGAGGUGGCUUAUCCUCCAGGACAAACAUAUAUUCCAUUGCAGCCACCAAGUGGAGAGCCAGCGAAAACAUAUCAAUUUACAUUGGAUCCAUUUCAAAAAGAAUCUAUUCUAUGUGUAGAUAACAACCAAUCAGUUUUGGUUUCAGCUCACACAUCAGCAGGAAAAACAGUUGUUGCUGAAUAUGCUGUGGCGACUUCUUUGCGGAAUAAACAACGAGUAAUUUAUACAACUCCUAUAAAAGCACUUUCAAAUCAAAAAUAUCGAGAAUUUUAUGAUGAAUUUAAAGAUGUUGGGUUGGUUACUGGGGAUGUUACGAUUAAUCCAAGUGCUUCUUGUCUUAUUAUGACCACAGAGAUUUUGAGAAAUAUGUUAUAUAGAGGCUCAGAAAUAAUGCGUGAGGUAGGUUGGGUUAUUUUCGAUGAAAUUCAUUAUAUGCGCGAUAAAGAACGCGGAGUUGUUUGGGAAGAAACGUUAAUUUUAUUACCUCACAAUGUCCAUUUUGUAUUUCUUUCCGCAACAAUUCCAAACGCGCGACAAUUUGUAGAAUGGGUAACAAAUAUCCAUCAACAACCAUGUCACGUCGUUUACACUGAUUACAGACCCACACCUUUGCAACAUUACAUAUUUCCUUCUGGGGGACAAGGAAUUCAUAUGGUUGUAGACGAAUCAGGGACAUUUAAAGAUGAAAAUUUCAACACUGCUAUGGCAGUUUUAAACUCUGGCGAUGCUGCUAAAGGCGAUCAAAAAGGUCGAAGGGGUGGAAUUGCAAAUAAAGAUCCGACUCAAACUGAUAUUUUUAAAAUGGUUAAGAUGAUAAUGGAACGUGAUUUUGCUCCUGUAAUCGUUUUUAGUUUUAGUAAAAAAGAUUGUGAACUUUACGCGACACAAAUGACUAAAUUAGAUUUGAAUUCAGCUGAAGAAAAAAAACUUGUUGAUGAAGUUUUUAAUAACGCAAUGGAUGUUUUAUCAGAUGAAGAUAGACAUUUACCACAAGUUGAAAAUUUAUUACCGUUAUUAAGGAGAGGUAUUGGAAUACAUCAUGGUGGUUUAUUACCAAUUUUAAAAGAAACAAUAGAAAUACUCUUUAGUGAGGGUUUAAUUAAAGCAUUAUUUGCCACUGAAACAUUCGCAAUGGGACUUAAUAUGCCUGCAAGAACAGUUUUAUUCACAGGUGUUCGAAAAUAUGAUGGUAGUGAAUAUAGAUGGAUAACAUCUGGAGAAUAUAUUCAAAUGUCGGGUCGCGCUGGCAGGAGAGGUUUAGAUGAUAAAGGAAUCGUAAUUUUAAUGGUAGACGAAAAUGUUCCGUCGAGUACCGGACGAGACAUUGUAAAAGGUUUGCCGGAUCCGAUUAAUUCCGCGUUUCAUCUCACGAAUAAUAUGAUUUUAAAUUUGGUGAGAGUGGAAGAGAUUAAUCCUGAGUAUAUGAUGGAACGUUCAUUUUAUCAAUUUCAAAAUCAAGCUUCAAUUCCAGGGCUGUAUAAACAUUAUAAGGAAUGUAUUGAAGAGCAUAAAAAAUUAGAAAUAGAAAACGAAAAUGUUAUAUCAAGUUAUUAUAACAUUAGGGAAGAAUUGACGUCAUUGGGGAAACAAUUCCAAGGUUAUAUCACAAAAUCACAGUAUCUUUUACCAUUUUUGCAACCAGGAAGAUUAGUUAAAAUUAAGAAUAAAGAUGACGUUUACGAUUGGGGAGCGGUUAUCAAUUUCAUCAAAACCCACGAUACUAACAAUAGUGGAGGGAAAAGAGGAGGUGGAAGAUCAAACCCGGCAAAAACAUCUGUUAAGCUACAAGUGGACCUUCUUCUCCAUGUGGUUCCAGCUGAAUCAGGCGUGAAUAACGACAAUAUAAUACCGAAACCUUGUCCAGAAAAUGAGCAUGGCGAAGUUGAAGUAGUUUCCCUGGACAGUUCACUUAUAACGCACAUAUCAUCUGUUCGUCUUUAUUGCCCUGUCGAUUUGCGAAGUAAAGAUAACAGAAAAGGGAUGUUAAAAGCGAUCAAAGAAGUGAAGCGAAGAUUUAGUGAAGGCCCCCCACUUUUAGACCCUAUAAGCGAUAUGAAAAUUAAAGAACCCGAGUUUGAAAAUAUUUUUAAGAAAAUUGGGGUGUUAGAAAAAAAAAUGUACGCUCAUGAAAUGCAUAAACAUCCCGAUUUGAAUACAAUUUAUGCUAAUUAUGAAAAAAAAGUAAAGUUAGCCAAUGAAGUGAUUGAAGCCAAGAAGAAAUUGCAACAAGCUAAGUCAGUUUUACAAUUGGACGAGUUAAAGUGUCGAAAACGUGUUUUGAGAAGGUUGGGUUAUUGUACAAAUGCUGAUGUUAUUGAAAUGAAAGGGAGGGUUGCUUGUGAACUUAGCAGUGGGGAUGAAUUACUUUUAACAGAAAUGAUUUUUAAUGGCGUUUAUACCUCUUUAUCGCCUGCACAAGCAUGUGCCAUUUUAAGUUGUUUUGUUUGCGAUGAAAAAAGUUCCGACCCGCCUAAAUUAACUGAAGAAUUAUCAGGACCUUUAAGGCAAAUGCAGGAUUUGGCUCGAAGGAUAGCAAAAGUUAGUACUGAAGCUAGAUUAGAGCUUCAAGAAGAUAAUUACGUCGAACGGUUUAAACCCUUUUUAAUGGAUGUGGUUUAUUCUUGGUGUAAUGGAGCGAAUUUUAGCGAUUUGUGCCAUUUAACCGACAUUUUUGAGGGUUCGAUAAUCAGGGCGAUGCGACGACUAGAGGAGCUUUUGAGGCAAAUGGUGCAGGCUUCGAAAACUAUUGGUAAUACAGAAUUAGAGGACAAAUUUAAUACAGCCAUUAAAUUAAUUAAAAGGGAUAUCAUUUUUGCGUCUAGUUUAUAUUUGUAGAGUCAGUUUUAAUAAAUACCUUCAGUACAUUUUA